AUGAAAGGGGGACUUUACAAGGAGACUGAAGCAGUCUUGUCCAGAAUGAGUGAGGUUGGGGUUCCACGGAACAGGGAUUCGAUUAAUGGUCUCAUUGAAGGAUUUAGACAGGGAGGCCAAUUUGAAGAAGCUAUAAGGGCUUAUGUUGAGAUGGAAAAGGUGAGGUGCGAUCCCGAUGAGCGGACCCUUGAGGCGGUUUUGAGUGUUUACUGCUUUGCAGGUCUUGUUGUCGAGAGUAUGGAGCAAUUUCAGGAAAUUAAACAUUGGGAAUAUUACCCAGUGUCAUGUGCUACUGUAUGA
Messenger RNA from Ilex paraguariensis (yerba mate), 300 nucleotides. NCBI's taxonomy places the organism in Eukaryota, Viridiplantae, Streptophyta, Magnoliopsida, Aquifoliales, Aquifoliaceae. The record is from the annotation of a GenBank genome assembly.